Phlebotomus argentipes is the source of this 2852-nucleotide messenger RNA. It is a transcript of the gene spel1, whose product is annotated as DNA mismatch repair protein spellchecker 1. Gene Ontology annotation, biological process: mitotic recombination; mismatch repair. The transcript has 5 exons. The record is from RefSeq and is a predicted model, not a curated record. Gene Ontology annotation, cellular component: MutSalpha complex; nucleus. Gene Ontology annotation, molecular function: mismatched DNA binding; ATP-dependent DNA damage sensor activity; ATP binding. Lineage: Eukaryota; Metazoa; Arthropoda; Insecta; Diptera; Psychodidae. The coding region runs from base 114 to 2843 and encodes 909 amino acids.
CGGGCAGCUUGUCAACAUAACCCAACAUUUCUGGCGAAAGACGCUUUCUUGGUAUCCCGAAAAUCCCAGUUUAUCUUGUAUUUACGCUAUCUUAAGUGAUUUUUCCACGCACAAUGGCUAAUGUGAAGCCUCUGCACCCUUUGAAUCUCGACAAAAUUCAGCAGAGGAAUUUCAUCAAAUUCUUCCACUCCCUGGGCGAGAAACCCAAAACAACCGUGAGAAUUUUCGAACGUAGUGAGAUCUACUCUUUGCACGGCGAGGAUGCAGAAUUGGCGGCUAAGGUGGUGUUCAAAUCAACCGCAGGCAUUAAGUACAUGUCUAUAGAUGACGGAGAAACAGAACUGCCCUACACAGUGCUCAGCAAGAAUAACUAUGCGAACUUCAUUAGGGAGUUACUGCUCGUGAAGAACUACAGAGUGGAAAUCUAUGUGAAUAAGGGAGGCAACAAGAAUGACUGGGAAAUCGAGAUGAAAGGUUCUCCUGGCAAUGUCAUCCAAUUUGAGAACAUCCUCUUCAGCAACAAUGAACAGAUGAACACUUCAGCGAUGAUGACUCUGCAAUUGAAAAAGGAGAACCAACAGAAUAUGAUUGGAUUGAGCUGCAUUGAUACCACAGAGCGCUUAUUCUCAGUUAUUGAACUCGUGGACGAUGAUUUCUUUACUGAACUGGAGGCUAUUGUUGUUCUUCUGGGCCCUAAGGAGUGUCUUCUGCCCUCUAAAGAGGGAGAAUAUGAGAAAAUCAAUGCUCUUUUGGAGAGAAAUGGUGUCUUUGUGACUGUGCGAAAGCGCCAGGAGUUCACAGUCAAUGCGAGUGACUUUGAGGAUGAUUUAAAUCGACUGCUGUAUUUUGAGAAAGGUCAGCAGGAGAAUCUCAAUACUCUACUGGGUGGGAGCAAAACACUUGCACUGCAAACACUAAAUGUUGGGAUUAAGUAUCUCGAAUUGCUGGCUGAUUCAUCCAACUACGGUCACUUCAAGUUGAAUGUGAUGAAUCUCAAGAGAUUUAUGCAUCUGGACACGGCGGCUGUAUCUGCUCUGAACAUCUUACCGAAGGCAGGAACGCCCACAACUUCACAAGCAUACAAGUGCCAGAGUAUUUUGGGAGUUUUGGACUACUGUCGCACAAUGCAGGGGAGGAGAUUGCUAACGCAAUGGCUGAAGCAGCCACUGAAGGACAUUGAUGCCAUUAAGGAUCGACACGAUAUUGUGGAGUGUUUUAUUGAAUCGGUGCACACGAGAAAGGAGAUUUAUGAUGAUUAUUUAAAGAGAAUUCCCGACAUAAUGAUGCUGACGAAGAAACUUAUGAGAAGGAAUGCUUCUCUGCAGGAUGUCUACAAACUGUACAGAGUUGUUGCGAGGAUUCCCAAUUUGCUGCGAUUGCUGAGUGAGUUGGAGAACUCCACAGUGGACAACAUCUUGACUGACCCCAUCAAAGAUACUUUUGGGGAUCUCUUCAAGCUCAAGGAAAUGGUGGAGAAAAUCCUGGACAUGGAUGGGAUUGAGAAGGGAGAGUACUUAAUCAAUCCCUCAUUCGAUGAAGAACUACAGACGAUGAAAGAGAAAAUGGAUGAUAUUGAAGAGAGGGUGAAAAAGGAGCAGCGAAAGGCGGCGAAUGAUCUCAAUCUCGAUGUGAAACUCGACGUUGUCUCUCACAUUGGUUACCACUUCAGAAUCUCCCUCAAGGAUGAAUCCGCAAUCAGGAAGAAUAAGAAGUACAGCAUGAUUGAUGCCGUGAAAGGUGGAGCUCGCUUCACUACGAAUACUCUUCGAGAUCUCAACUCGGACUUUCAAGAAGUGCGGGAGAGUUAUGAAGAGCAGCAGAAAUCUAUAGUUGAGGAGGUUAUUCGGGUGGUUUUGGGUUAUUUGCCACCCUUAACAUGCUUGAGUCACUUGAUUGCCCAGUUGGACUGCUUCAUGAGCUUCGCCGCGGCUGCUACAACUUCUCCAAUUCCCUAUGUGCGUCCAAAGAUGCGUCCUGCUGCCGAAAGAGUCCUGAAUUUGAAGCAAGUGCGACAUCCUUGCUUGGAAAUGCAGUCAGAUGUGAACUUCAUUGCCAAUGACAUUGAAUUCCGAAAGGAUGAGACACAAAUGUACAUAAUAACGGGACCCAACAUGGGUGGAAAGAGUACUUUCAUCAGAUCUGUGGGAUCUGCUGUGCUUCUGGCGCAUGUGGGAUCAUUCGUUCCCUGUGAUGAGGCCGAGAUUUCGAUCACAGAUUCGAUUUUGGGGAGAAUUGGAGCCAGUGAUUGCAUCAUGAAAGGGUUGAGCACAUUUAUGAUUGAGAUGAUCGAGACUUCAGGGAUUAUUCGCACGGCAACGGAGAAUUCACUAGUGAUUAUCGAUGAAUUGGGCAGAGGAACUUCGACCUACGAUGGAUGUGGUAUUGCGUGGUCAAUUGCUGAAUACUUGGCUAAAGAGACGAAAUGCUUCACUCUAUUUGCCACACACUUCCAUGAGAUUACAGAAUUGGCUCAGUCGGUUUCCACAGUGAAAAACAGUCAUUUGGCAGCGAUGAUUGAAGACUCCAAAUUUGUGCUGCUGUAUCAAGUGAAGCCAGGUCUCAUGGACAACAGCUUUGGCAUACAAGUGGCCAAAUUAGCAGACUUUCCGCCGGAAGUGGUGAAGAUGGCUCAAAAAUGCUAUGAUGAGAUUGAAGACCACUUCUCAGAAUUGAAAUCAAACGUCGAUCCGGAAGCUGUAAGUCUCUUCACGAGUUCUCUGGAGAAAUUGACAGGACUGGAGUCAAUAGAGAGUAUUCAAAGUGUUAUUAAUGAAAUUAGGGAAAAUGUUAAACAGUCGGGAAAUGAGUAUUUCAAGACAAUUUGCCCAGAGUUAUUUGAGUGAAUAGGCAUU